Messenger RNA from Oncorhynchus keta (chum salmon), 7294 nucleotides. Its product is annotated as retinoic acid-induced protein 1-like. Gene Ontology annotation, biological process: regulation of transcription by RNA polymerase II. NCBI's taxonomy places the organism in Eukaryota, Metazoa, Chordata, Actinopteri, Salmoniformes, Salmonidae. The coding region runs from base 249 to 3245 and encodes 998 amino acids. Gene Ontology annotation, cellular component: nucleus. The record is from RefSeq and is a predicted model, not a curated record. The transcript has 6 exons.
UCCCAACUUCCCAUAAUGCUUCACUGUGAUUGCCAGGCUGAGAGCUGACAAAUGCUGUUCUUGAAAUGUUGCGCAGUUUACGCGUGUUCGGGAAAGUGCAGGGAUAUUUGAUCCUGUUUACUGACACAAAUCUAGUUCGGGGUUUUAGGGUACAAGAGUUAGAUUGGCUCUUGACCAAGAUGCUGGGUGGGACUCACUGUUGAAUUGGACGUUUGUAAAAGCCCCACACUCCUUCCUGUUUGGUUGCUAUGGAGCAACCGCUGGGGGGCUCUGAUGAUUUAGAGCCACAGGGCCUCUCCUCCACCCGCGGCCUUCCCGCUGUGAUGGACCUGACCAGAAAAGGUGAGGAAUGCCUCUUGAAAGCCAACUCCAUGGACGUCCUACAGGUGGUCAAGCCUCCCAGCUGGUACCCAAACUUCCCUGAGACUGACCACGACCACAGGCUUCAACCAGUAGACCAGAUCCAGCCAGACAAUCCCUUCUCCAACACCACAGUCACUCUCUCAUAUGUGAGCCGGUCUCAUGUCUUCUCCCAGCAUCCCUCUCUCUCCCAGCAUCCCUCUCUCUCCCAGCAUCCCUCUCUCUCCCAGCAUCCCUCUCUCUCCCAGCAUCCCUCUCUCUCCCAGCAUCCCUCUCUCUCCCAGCAUCCCUCUCUCUCCCAGCAUUCCUCUCUCUCCCAGCAUUCCUCUCUCUACGGUGUCCCGUCGAUCAGCAGGUUCUCAACAAUGGAUGGCUACCUGCAGCAGGUGGACAGGCCUCUGGGCUUCGCACCUCGGUCGGAAAUGUUUGACUCUAUCCCUCCAGCCCAGGUGGUGGGUGAGAAUGUCGCAGGGGUGUGUCUGAUGCAGCAGUCUCAUGAAAUCAAUGGCCAUCGAGUUGCCAGUAACGGAGGAGUGGAGAAAUACAAGCCUCAACAGAGAGGGAUUUCAAUGAAACGCACUCUUUCUCAGGACACAGUCAACAAAGGAUUGCAGAAUGGCCAGGGUAGUAGCAGCUGGUCCAACUCUGCCAUCUGUAUCGAUUCCUCCCCAGAGUCUCUCACUACAGACAUGGAGGAUGGUCAGAGGGCUUCAGAGGUUCUCUUUCUCAUCUCUAGAACAGAGGAGCCAGUCCUGAUGCAGGACAGCAGGAGUCCCAGGGACCUGUGUUCUCCGAAUAGGGACUAUAUCAGUCCUCUGGAGGACCCGGUCUCUCCCUCUGUCUCACUGGACGACGUAGAGGAUGGGCUCAUUCUGCCUCAGCCCUCCUGCUCACCCUGUGCAUACAAUUAUUCACCAGACGACACGGCUGAUACCUGCUGGGAUGAGCUGGGGAAAGGAGGACCUGAGCUGUCCGUAGUACAGGGGACAAGGUCUAAUAGUGAGAAUACACCAAGGUUAGAUUACAGCAAGGACUUCCAGCAGCCAGGACAUAAACCCAAGGCAGCUUCGGAGCCUAUUGUUGAUUUGACAGAAGACGAGAUCACUGUGCCAGAGGUUUCAGAAAAGAAACCCAAGCAGACAGCUGCUACUCACCUGAAUGGUAAUGUCAAGGUAGAGCAGAGGACUUCUGAGAGGAAACAACUUCCCCCUCGCUCUGGCAGGGGAACCAGGCUAGAGGCCAUAGUGAUGAAUAUAAACCCUAACUGGUAUAAAGUAUCUACUAAGAAGCCCAAGUCUCAGACGAAUCCCCUGACCCAGAGCAGUCCAUCUAAAGCAGGUGUUAGUCCUAACGAACAGACCUCGUUUGUAGUGAAGAAGACGGUCCAGAAUAAAGUAGAGUCUAGCUGUGAGGAAGAGACUAAAGUACAGGCGGCAGCCUCACUGACCAGUCAUAUGGAUAACAUUUACACAAACACAGGCCGUUGCAUAGAGUCUACCUCAGAUUCGGAAAAUGCCUGUUUUUCGAAAUACCCACACAACCACCGCACAUCUCCGAUAACCUCCAGUCUGCCCUUUGCUCCAGACAAAGAUUUAGAGAAGGAGACGGAACACGGAGAGUCAGGUCCCGAGCCCUCCUCUGAGGUGGAUUUACUGACUGUAUCGCCGUCACUUAAAACAUCUCCAAAGAAACCCGGGAAGCAUAAAGCUGAAACUACAAGCAGCGAAGCAGCUGCUCUAACAGCCAAAACAAGGAAGGCGACCCCUGCUCCCAAGAAGAAAAGGAAGAAACCCAGACUGGAUCAGUCCUCAAUAUUCUCCCCUCGGGAGCCUGAGAUCAAACUGAAAUACAUCAACUACAAGGAGGAGAAGAGGGACAUGAGGGUGGACACGUUCUCUCCUUUCAUCCACAUAGAGCAUAAGCCCUCCUCCACCUCCCCCGCCAACUGUACUGUCAUCAACUACCCAGAGGAGGAGAAGCCCAGGCAGAAUGGCCAGGGGCAACAGCAGGCUGGAAGUUCAGGAUCCAGGGGUUUCAUCCCAGGGGCUGUACCCUCCACUUCCUGCCUCCAGCUGGGCCGCAUCUCUACCCACAGCCAGCACCACAGCUCCCUGGUUUGCUGUCUGUGUGGAGGCUCGGCUAACGCCAUGGACCUUGGGGACCUCCACGGGCCAUACUACCCUGAGGGAUACAGACCCAGCACUGAAGCCCCAGCUAGCAAACCAGGCCUCAAAGAAGAAGAAGAGGAUCUCAGUGACUCUGACUCAUCCUGCAGCGUGAGAGGCCGGGGUAGAAAGUGUGCUCGGCCCCCGGGGGUCCCCUGGCCCCACAAACCUGACCCCCGGCUGAAACGGGAGGGCCUGCUGGGGAGGUGGACCAGUGACAGCGACCCCUCAGGCAGCCCUGGAGCUAAGAGGGGCAGGAUUGAGGCUGGGACUUCGGUAACAUCUGGGUCCAGGGCUGCAGUGGAUGACUGGUACGUUCCCCCGGUGGUGCCUCUGGACCAGUGUGAGUACUGGCUCCACGAGGACUGCAGCAUCUGGUCUGCAGGUGUGUUCCUGGUGAAGGGAAGGGUCUACGGCCUGGAAGAGGCAGUCAAGGUGGCUCAGGAGACGACGUGUUCUCGCUGCCAUAACCCAGGUGCCACGUUGGGCUGCUUCAUCAAAGGAUGCCCCAACAAGUAUCACUACAGGUGUUCUCUACAGUCAGACUGUGUCCUCAAUGAAGAGAACUUCUCCAUGAAAUGCACUAAACACAAGAACAAGUCGUUCCAGGGCCUUCCUGGGAGCAGAAGAGACAACCAGUGCCACAACCAGAAGACAGACUUGAUUACACAUGACAUCGUUCAUCUGUGGCGUAACCCGGUAACUGUGGCAACGCUGUAACUGUCCUCUGGAUUGACAGCUGGGCUGGGGGCGGAAUGCAAACACCCACAAACCUUUAAAAACUGGCUUUCUGCACCUCUAAUACCUUUCCUGUUAUCUUCACCACAUAAAGCACUGUGAAGACUAAGCAGGAGACCAAGGCUGUCCUAAUGUUCUGCCACCUCUCCUGGUUCUGGACUGACUGCCAACGGUGGGUAGUAGAUGGGCCAAUGACAGAACAGAACAGAAGAGUUAGGAGCAGGGCCCAAUACCAAUGUCACCAUUUGAUUGAAGAUAGCACUUGUUUGGCUUAUAGCUUAUAGCUUAUGGCUAAACAUGUGCUAUCGCUUUAAUUAUUUAUUAAGGGAAAAAGGAUUCUCUCCCUUUUUUAAAAAAUUGAAAUGUUGAUAAAAUAAUUUGAGAUAUUUAAUUUUAUAAAGCUUUUUAAAGUAUGUAAUUUAUAUUUGGCUUAUUUAUUUUUGGGGUAUCUUGUGGCAUUAGUUUUUUUACUUUGCAAUUGACCCAGAGGUGUGUUUGUAUGCAUCAAAGUUAUGAGUAAAAACCUCAAUGCUAAAGACUGCACUUGGUAGAGGAGCUGGUGGUCGUAUAGCGGUGGUGUGGAGACUGGUGCAGAAUGGUCUAGUUAUUCAGCUCGACCACAAGUUUAUCGACAGAACCAUAUCUGAUUACAAUACAGGUACCUGAGAUCUAUUCAUAAAGACCAUACUUUACUACAAGGGAUGAAAAAUAAUGCCAGAUUCAUCUGAUUUUAGUUACGAGGGUGUGAUGAGCCAAUUUCAACAGAUUUUACUUGCUCUUUUUUUUCCUUCUCGUUUGAUGGUGAUAUAAAUAAUUGAGGGUUAACUGUUUCUUACCUGUAUCGUAUAUUCAUUUUGUGAAUGUACUUCCUCUACUGAGGGAUGUUGCUGAAAGCACUUUGGAGUGGCACUUUAACGUACGGAACUGUUAAAUCAUAUAGAGUUAAGGCAUGUAUGCAUAACCCUCACCAAAGUGGACUCACCCUGGCCUGUAGCAUCUAAUCCACGACUCGCCCCAACAUACAGUGCAUUCAGGAAGUAUUCAGACCCCUUGACUUUUUUUCCACAUUUUGUUACAUUAUUCUAAAAUUGAUUCUCCAAAAAAUCCCCCUCACCAAUCUACACACAAUACCCCGUAAUGACAAAGCAAAAACAGGUUUUUAGACAUUUUUGCGAAUGUAUUAAAAAUUAACUGAAAUGUUACAUUUACCCACAUCGUGAUGCUACCACCAUGCUUCACCGUAGGGAUGGUGCCAGAUUCCUCCAGAUGUGACACUUGGCAUUCAGGCCAAAUAGUUAAAUCUUGGUUUCAUCAGACCAGAGAAUCUUGUUUCUCAUGGUCUGAGUUUUUAGGUGCCUUUUGGUAAACUCCAAGCGGGCUGUCAUGUGCUGCAGAGAUGGUUGUCCUUCUGGAUAGCCCUCCCAUCUCUACAGAGGAACUCUGGAGCUCUGUCAGUGACCAUCAGGUUUUUGGUCACCUCCCUGACCAAAGCCCUUCUCCCCUGAUUGCUCAGUUUGGCUGGGUGGCCAGCUCUAGGAAGAGUCUUGGUGGUUCCAAACUUCUUCCAUUUAAGAAUGAUGGAGGCCACUGUGUUCUUGGGGACAUUCAAUGCUGCAGACAUUUUUUUUGUUGCCUUUACCCAGAUCUAUACCUCGACACAAUCCUGUCUCGGAGCUCCUCGGACAAUUCCUUUGACCUCAUGGCUUGGUUUAUGCUCUGACAUGCACUGUCAACUGUGGGACCUUACAUAGACAGGUGUGUGUGCCUUUCCAAAUCACAUCCAAUCAAUUGAUUUUACCACAGGUGGACUGGACUCCAAGUUGUAGAAACAUCUGGAGGAUGAUUAAUGGAAACAGGAAGCACCUGAGCUAAAUUGGGUCUCAUAGCAAAGGGUUUGAAUACGUGUGUAAAAAAGGUAUUUCUGUUUUGAAUUUUUAAUGUGUUUUGUAAACAUUUCUAAAAACCUGUUUCUUUGUCAUAAUGGGUUAUUGUGUAUAGAUUGAGAAUUAUUUAUGAAAUUUUAGAAUAAGGAUGUAACGUGGAUAAAGUCAAGGGGUCUGAAUACUUUCUAAAUGGACUGUAGUCGUUAGUAUCAUCAGUACAGAGAGCUUGUUUCAUUUCAUUGACACCAUGGCUCUAUCUCGCUGAUGCAGCUGUCAGAGACUAAAGUGAUUGGUCCACACAUCUUCAUUACCAGUCAUGUGCUCUGAACUUUCCUCGGCUGUUUUUACUGGGACUCAUUACAUUUUAGUUUCUUUAUUUUCUUGAAUUACAUUUACAAAGAUGGUAGUUCAAGCCAACACUUCCAUUACCCACAAUACCUUACACAUGCAUCAUAUGUUAAACAAGGGCACUUUUUAAAAAAUGUUGUUUUUAUGUACAUCAAUUGAUGUAAACUGACUUGAUUUUAGAUCAGCUCUACGUCUGUAGAAUUCCACUAAGUGUAGACCCGCAGCGCUACGGUCAGUCUCUAGUUUCUAACCGUCUACCACAUGUUUGGGUUUACAUGAUCCUUUACCGGGUAGCAGUUGAUUUUGGUUAGCAUGGUCCUGUUCAACCUCCUUUUCAUCUGUCUGGCUGAAGUCCUCUCUCUCUCUCUCUCUCUCUCACCUGUUCUCUUAUAAACUACUCUGUCUUUCGCCUCACCAGCUUUGGUGCAGGGACAAAUCAGUCAGUGUUCAUGAUGUUGUCUUCUGUUGCAUCAACACAACUAACCAGGGCAGCUACCCUGCUCCUUCUGCUGUAGAUGUCAACAGCAGGUCUAAUCAGACCUGUACAUUUAGGAGAUGUCACUGUGUGGUCGUCUGGUGGUCGUUGUCUCUGUGCUUUUCCGUUGUGGCAAUAGGGGGCAUUGUGUUUCUGUCCGGGUCCUGUGAAGUCAGUCUGUCUGUGUACAGGGAGCCCAGAACAGCAGUGAUGGGGAAUUUUACAGCAGGCCCACUCCCUGGGAGAGGAUUCCCCACACAAGCAGGAAAUGCACAUGUGUGUUCCAAUAUCCACACUUGUAUAGCACCUGGAAUAAAGCAAUGUAUUGGGUAUGUGUUCUAAGUGGUAUUCUAGUAUAGCUACACAUCAAAAACUAUUCUACCUAGCAACACGGCUGUCUUUUUUUUUCUCUCUCUCUGUUUUUGUUCUCUGUGCUGCAUUUGUUUCCAAUAGUGAGCUAAAUGAUCGCCAGCCACUUUCCUUAAUUGCUGCUGUUGCUGCUUUAAUCAAACCGAUGCGUUGUACCAAAUAUGACUUUUGGACUAUUAUGUUCAUGGUUGUGAAAUGUGUUUUGGUUUGUAAUGUUGUUUCCGUGUCUAAAUCUCAGGGCGGAGUCUCUAAUUAUUCUAAUGAUAUUAUUUAUCACAUAUUGACUGACUGGAGCAAUGUUAAUAUUGAGUUGCAACCCCCCCCCACCCCUAUGUUGACUCCAUUGUGCCCCACUGUUGUGUCAAGUUGACUGGAUGUCCUUUGGCUGGUGGACCGUUAUUGAUAAACGGGAAACUGUUGAGUGUGGAAAACCCAGCGUUGUUGCAGUUCUUGACACAAACCCGGUGCACCUACUGCCACACCCCCGUUCAAAGGCACUUCAAUCUUGCCCAGUCACCCUCUGAAUGGCUCACAAACACAAUUCAUGUCUCUAUAUUGUCUCGAGGCUUUAAAAUCCUUUAACCGGUCUCCUCCCCUUCAUCUACACUGAUUUGAAGUGGAUUUAACACACUGACAUUUUAAGGGAUCAUAGCUUUCACCUGGAUUUACCUGGUCAGUCUGUCAGGGAAAGAGCAGGUGUUCUUAAUGUUUUGUGUACUCAGUGUAAAGUCUACUGGUUAAAAACCUUUUCCCUCUCAGUUCCAAUGCCUUUAUCUGUGUUGUCAACCAAAACACCACUGACUGACGUUUUGACAAGGACUGCCAACGCGAAUGUCACUUCUCAUCUCUCCUUUUAUUUUAAGGCAACAAUACAGAUGCUAUUUUGUACUUUGUGGCUUACCUCAGCGUAACAGAGGUAAAUGUAACUUAAAUAAAUAUUUUGUAAAAACCCCUUU